CAAUGAGUCAAUAAAGCAACACAUGUGUCGGUCCUUCGCCUGCCCUGUUUACAACCUCCCGGGUGGGGGCUGAUUGACAACGGUCUCAGCCAAUGAAAAGCUCGAGCUCGUGUUGAACGCAUUCUUUUGGCUGAAGGAGAUGUCAAUCCAAACGCAGCGGCGCCAUUGAGUUUCAUUCUGCUGCCGCUGCGCCAUCAUCAUCAUCAUCAUCGCCAGCCGGCCGCUCGCAGCAGUGAAUGAUAUCCGCUGUUUACUCGCCGUUCACUGAUCGCCUGCUAUUCUUUACACCAUCACGGAUAUCUGUGUGAUUGGCUUGUGUACCAUGGAAGACAUCAAUACAGGACUUUAGGCUGUUAUCUGGGAUUCUCUUCUGAACACAAAGCAAUGUGGAGGAAAUAAGGCCCGUUCUGUGCUUUGAAUACAGAUCGUAGAGGAUGGGCUGUGCACAAUGUAAGGACAAAGAGGCUGCUAAGUUAACGGAGGACCGGGACACCAGCUUGUCUCAGAGCGGAGUAGGUUAUCAGUAUGGUGUCGACCCCACACCACAGCCGUACCCCGGCUUCGUCCCCGGGGUCACCGCUAUUCCUGACUACAACUUCCAUAGCGCUGGGGUCACUCAGGGCAUGACAGUUUUUGGAGGGGUCUGCUCAUCCACACAGCAGGGGACGCUCCGCACACGAGGAGGCACAGGUGUGACUCUGUUUGUUGCUCUCUAUGACUAUGAGGCCCGUACAGAAGAUGAUCUCAGUUUCAGGAAAGGCGAGAAAUUUCAAAUCAUCAACAGCACUGAAGGUGACUGGUGGGACGCACGUUCUCUCACUACAGGAGGAACCGGAUACAUUCCCAGCAAUUAUGUUGCCCCUGUGGACUCAAUCCAGGCUGAGGACUGGUAUUUUGGAAAGUUGGGCCGAAAGGAUGCAGAAAGGCAGCUUCUUUCCACAGGGAACCCACGUGGCACCUACCUGAUCCGUGAGAGCGAAACCACUAAAGGUGCCUUCUCUUUGUCUAUCCGGGACUGGGACGAUGUGAAGGGAGACCAUGUGAAACAUUACAAAAUCCGUAAACUGGACAGUGGAGGAUAUUACAUCACCACUAGAGCUCAGUUUGAGACGCUUCAACAGCUGGUCCAGCAUUACAUGGAGCGCGCAGCGGGGCUUUGCUGUCGUUUGGUCGUCCCUUGCCACAAAGGGAUGCCAAGGCUCACUGACCUGUCCGUCAAAACCAAAGACGUGUGGGAGAUUCCACGGGAGUCGCUGCAACUCAUUAAGCGCUUAGGCAACGGCCAGUUUGGGGAGGUUUGGAUGGGCACAUGGAAUGGCAACACUAAAGUGGCUGUGAAGACCCUCAAGCCGGGAACCAUGUCUCCAGAGUCCUUCCUGGAGGAAGCGCAGAUCAUGAAGAAAUUACGCCAUGAUAAACUAGUGCAGCUCUACGCCGUCGUUUCUGAGGAGCCCAUCUACAUCGUCACUGAGUACAUGGGAAAAGGAAGUCUUCUAGAUUUUCUGAAGGGUGAGGAGGGACGGGCACUCAAGCUGCCCAACCUCGUCGACAUGGCUGCCCAGGUGGCUGGAGGUAUGGCCUACAUCGAGCGAAUGAACUACAUUCACAGAGAUUUGCGCUCUGCUAACAUUCUGGUUGGCGAUAGCCUGGCUUGCAAGAUCGCUGACUUUGGCCUGGCCAGACUCAUUGAGGACAAUGAGUACACUGCCCGACAGGGGGCAAAGUUCCCUAUCAAGUGGACGGCUCCUGAAGCGGCUCUGUAUGGGAAGUUCACCAUUAAAUCUGAUGUCUGGUCUUUUGGAAUCCUGCUCACGGAGCUGGUCACUAAAGGCAGAGUUCCAUAUCCAGGGAUGAAUAACAGAGAGGUACUGGAACAAGUGGAGCGAGGCUACCGGAUGCCGAGUCCCCAGGACUGUCCGAGCUCCCUUCACGAGCUGAUGGUUCAGUGCUGGAAGAAGGACGCGGAAGAGCGGCCCACCUUCGAGUACCUGCAAGCCUUCCUCGAGGAUUACUUCACCGCAACCGAACCUCAAUAUCAGCCCGGAGACAACCUCUAAACCCAGCCUCCUGGGCUCAUCCUCCCCGGGCCGUCUCAAGUGGCCUGGACUCCCUCCAGACCGGAGGCAUGUACAGCUUCAUGAGUUCACCUAAGCCUUUGUUACUCCCCUGCGGCUCCACACACACACACACACACACACACACACGAGUCGACUGAAGACUGAACUGAUUGCACAGACUUUCAACUUGAGGGGUGUACACACGAGCGAGCUGGGGAGGCGAACAGGAGGAAUUGUGGGUGGAAAGGCUUUUGUUCUGAGUCGUGGCCGUACCCAUUAUAAUGAUAUGAAAUGAUGCCUGUAUUCAGUGUAAAUAUGAGAAGCCUGUUUAAGGUCUAGUUUGUUUUCAUUCAGGUUUUUUGUUUCGUAAUCCCCACUCAUUUUUUGUGUUGCUUUGCAAAGAAGCAGUUUUGGACAUCUGUGAAGGGUUUAGGCGUGUGUCCGUGCAUAAAACAAGUGUUGAAUUUGAGAAUGUAUGUGGUUUAUUCAUUUUCUGCUUUGCUGGCGAGGUCAUGUUCCAAAUGGAGGAAUAAAAAUGCAGUCUUUAUUAUUCUAGUGGUUUUAAAAUAUCCACUAGAACCUGCAGAGGAAGUUGGUUUCUCAAAAUUUCUUUAAUUUUUUUUUUUAUUUGUUUUAUAUUACUUAAGAUACUAAAUUGAAUUGACACCCUCUCCAAAUGAUUAGACGUUAACCCAAUGUAGCAAAGAGUUAUUUUACCCAUUUUUGUACUUCUAGCAAAAUGUUAAAGAGAAAAUGCAUCAUUUAGUUUUCCAGCUAUUUCUGAUAGAUGUUUUUUGUUUGCUUGUUUUUUUGGCCUGUUUAACUUCCUUUAAAAUACUGAAUGCAAGUAUGAGGUAAGUUACCAAGAAUGUUUGAAUCCAAUAUUCAAAUCCAACAUCCUGUUUUCUAGGCAUGGAAACAUACUUUACAUGUAUGUGUUUCUGGAUGUACUGUAGCUACUGUAGUACAUUUAAUUCGAGUUACUGCCAGGAAACAUUUGAGAAACUCUUUCUACUAUCAGUUUUCUCUUUCAGAAUCUUUUAGCAAGAUUCUCUUCAAACGUUUGCUCCUCCAUGACAGUAGUUGACAGUAGUUAAUAGAACGUUUAAAGUGAAUCUUGCUAAGUCAGAGGUAAAGUUAGCUAAAUUAUGUAGGCUAUUGUCAGAAAAAAAGUUAAUUUUUCUUUAUUUUAUUUUUUACCUUUUUUGAAGAACAACAGCAUGUCACUGGGGCUGUACCCUCAAAAGAACAGCAUUGUACCUUAUCUACCCGUGUUUUAGUAUCUCAAAGUAUUUACCUUUAAAGUGCCCCUAUUAUGGAUGUUUUGAAAAUGCCCUUUCUUGCAGUGUGUAACACGGCUCUGAGUGAAUGAAAACAUCCUGCACACAAAGCAGCACAGCGCUCACAAACACUGCUUUAUCAGGCAUUAAGGUACUACUACUGUUUAGGUCUAAGUAAUUUUUCCUGCUGAGGAUACGCUCUUGAAUUUGUUUGUGAUAUUUGGACAUGACUGCCAGUCUGAAACAUAUUUUGAGAAAUGUGGUUUGUCAAGUCACUGACUGAGUGAACAAAGCAGAUGUCUUUGGUUUCGGACACAGCCUCAUUCAAUCAGACCUCCAGAGCUGCUCUCUAUUCUCAUGUGAUGUUUAUUAUGUUAGGACUCUUUUCAAAUGUAUUUUUUCCAUGUAUUUUAUUUAAUCUAGCAUAAGUCUAUAUGGAACUGUUUGGAUUCGGAUCAAGGGAACACUCAAAAGUACCAUGUCCCUUGUUGGUUUGUCCAGUGCUCAUCAGGACGUCUUUAAACCCCUCUCCUGCAUUUCACUUGCUUUGACAGGAUUCUAAGUGUCAGUAAGCACCUAAAAUUACCAUUCCCAUUUUUUUAACUUGCCAUUUUGUUAACAUUUCCCAUUUGGAAAUAAAAAAUACAAUAUUUUACACUCUU
Carassius auratus (goldfish) is the source of this 3999-nucleotide messenger RNA. It is a transcript of the gene fynb, whose product is annotated as FYN proto-oncogene, Src family tyrosine kinase b. Gene Ontology annotation, molecular function: protein tyrosine kinase activity; ATP binding; protein binding. The coding region runs from base 435 to 2057 and encodes 540 amino acids. The record is from RefSeq and is a predicted model, not a curated record. Lineage: Eukaryota; Metazoa; Chordata; Actinopteri; Cypriniformes; Cyprinidae. Gene Ontology annotation, biological process: protein phosphorylation. The transcript has 13 exons.